Messenger RNA from Erpetoichthys calabaricus (reedfish), 1463 nucleotides. It is a transcript of the gene pnp6, whose product is annotated as purine nucleoside phosphorylase 6. NCBI's taxonomy places the organism in Eukaryota, Metazoa, Chordata, Cladistia, Polypteriformes, Polypteridae. Gene Ontology annotation, cellular component: cytoplasm. The coding region runs from base 361 to 1224 and encodes 287 amino acids. Gene Ontology annotation, molecular function: purine-nucleoside phosphorylase activity. The transcript has 7 exons. The record is from RefSeq and is a predicted model, not a curated record. Gene Ontology annotation, biological process: nucleoside metabolic process.
UUAUUUAUUGUGCAAACUUUGUUAUUACAUACUUUAGCUGUGUUGUUUAAAAUGCAGUGCAGUAAUAACAACGGUGUACAAAAUAUUAUAUCUGUAACAACUUCGCAGUUAUACGUAAGGGUUUUAUUCCAAGAUAGAAUUGUGCCGUAAACUAAAUUAAAUACGUAAGCACAAUGAUGCUUUUAAAUAUCAACCGGAGAUGACGCGGCUUUUCCAUGUCGAUCACCCGUGACAAGAUAACCGAAGCACAUCGCUUGUGCCACGGCCACUCCCCCCCCACCCAGCGCAAGCUUUGCGUGCCCUCGGCCUGGUCAAGUUUAUCUCGGUUCCUCUUCGCGUAGUCCGUAGUAGUAAUCGAACAUGGCCUCAGCUAACAGGUGCAGUUACACCUUUGAGGAGUACAAGGAGUCUGCUGAGUGGCUACUCGCUCACACGGACAAGCGGCCAGAGUUGGUUAUCAUCUGUGGCUCUGGCCUGGGAACUUUGGCAGAACAACUUGAAGACAAGACCUCCUUCAAGUACCAGGAUAUCCCUCACUUUCCCCUGAGCACAGUGCCUGGACAUGAAGGAAGACUGGUGUUUGGGAAGCUCAGUGGAAAGCAGUGUGUCUGCAUGCAAGGCAGGUUCCACUUUUACGAGGGCUAUCCCAUGUCUAAGGUCACCUUCCCAAUCCGAGUCUUUCACCUUAUUGGGGUCAAAACACUCAUUGUGACCAAUGCAGCUGGAGGAAUAAAUCGUAGCUUUAAUGUUGGCGAUAUCAUGCUCAUUAAGGACCAUCUCAAUAUAGCAGGCUUAUCUGGCCAAAACCCUCUGUGUGGGCAGAAUGAUGAACGGUUUGGGGUGCGAUUCCCCUGUAUGUCAGAUGCCUAUGACAAGCAGCUCCUCAGCUUGGCUUUAGAAAUUGCAAAGGAGAUGAACUAUUCGAGUUUUAUCCAUCAAGGGGUAUACUGCAUGCUGGCCGGUCCAACCUAUGAAACUAUUGCAGAGUGCUGUAUGCUCAACACCUUGGGAGCAGACGCAGUAGGUAUGAGCACCAUCCCAGAGGUUAUAGUGGCCAGACACUGUGGGCUGAGAGUAUUUGGGCUCUCCUUGAUUACCAAUAAAGUGGUGAUGGACUAUGGGACCCACGAAAAGGCUAACCAUGAAGAAGUCCUUCAAACUUGCAAGUUGCGUGCUAAGGACCUACAAGCUUUUAUCACAAAACUGGUUUCCAAGGUUGACUAGCCGAAAUUUUGAAGAGACCGGAGGAUGCUGAGAAAAAACAGCACUUUAAUGGCAUGCUUUUCCUGAGCUUAUUGACUAUUGGACAAAGGACCAAGAUGGUGGAGAUCAAAUAGGUUGGGUGUCUGGGUGGGUGAGGUGGUCCUGGCAGUACCUGCAAUACAUUUUAGAAAAUAUUUCUUACGUGGACUAAAUCACCUUGGUUUUAUUUAACAAUACGUUUAGUUUAGUUAGUACAGUUU